This is a messenger RNA of Herpailurus yagouaroundi (jaguarundi), 1945 nucleotides long. It is a transcript of the gene LRRC2, whose product is annotated as leucine rich repeat containing 2. Bases 359 to 1474 code for a protein of 371 amino acids. NCBI's taxonomy places the organism in Eukaryota, Metazoa, Chordata, Mammalia, Carnivora, Felidae. The transcript has 9 exons. The record is from RefSeq and is a predicted model, not a curated record. Gene Ontology annotation, cellular component: cytoplasm. Gene Ontology annotation, molecular function: protein binding.
AUUUUCUGGUUUAACAAGUUACCAGGAAAGCAAUGGGUGCUCCCAGGGAAACUCUGACCCUGUGACGUAAGAUGUCAUUUAAUUCAGAAUUUGGCUGAACUAUCCUGACGGUACUGACCUCACUUGAGCACUUAGCCCUUCAUAACCCUACUGUUUCUAGCCGAAAACUCACUCUGGGUGCCAGCUCUGGGGUCCAGGCAGUAGUCUUACGUGAGGCUAGAACGGGAUUUGUGCGACGCUGAAGCCCCUUGUUGGCCACGUUACUGCCUCUUCUGUGCGUUGGGGUCGCCAAGAAUUCCCACUGGUUGUGGCUGUUCCCUGAGCUCCGGUGAGGCUGAGGUAAUUUCACACGCCCGAAAUGGGACACAAAGUGGUCGUAUUCGACAUUUCUGUCGUCAGAGCCUUGUGGGAAACUCGUGUCAAGAAGCACAAAGCCUGGCAGAAGAAGGAGGCAGAAAGGCUUGAGAAAAGCGCUUUGGAAAAGAUAAAGGAAGAGUGGAAUUUCGUGGCCGAGUGCAGGAGGAAAGGCAUCCCCCAGGCUGUGUACUGCAAGAAUGGCUUCGUAGACACCAGCGUGAGGCUUCUGGAAAAGAUCGAAAGGAACUCUCUCACCAGGCAGAGUUUGCUUUCCAAGGAGAGAGACAAACGGAGCAGUGCGUUUGUGUUUGAACUUUCGGGGGAGCAGUGGACGGAGCUCCCGGAUUCGUUGGAGGAGCAGACACACCUAAAAGAAUGGCACAUCAGCAAUACCCUGAUUCAAAUCAUUCCUACCUAUAUCGAGCUGUUUCAAGCGAUGAGAAUUCUGGAUCUGCCAAAAAACCAAAUCUCCCAUCUUCCGGCUGAAAUUGGUCGUUUGAAGAACCUGAGAGAACUCAAUGUGAGUUUCAACCAUCUGAAGAGCAUCCCUCCGGAGCUGGGGGACUGCGAAAAUCUCGAGAAACUGGAUUGUUCUGGAAAUCUGGAAUUAACUGAGCUCCCCUUUGAAUUAAGUAACUUGAAGCAAGUGACAUUCGUAGAUAUCGCGGCAAACAAGUUUGCCAGUGUCCCGAUCUGUGUCCUGAGGAUGUCGAAUUUGCAGUGGUUGGAUAUCAGCAACAAUAGCCUGACCGACCUGCCCCAAGAUAUAGACAGGCUAGAAGAGCUGCAGACCUUUAUCUUGUAUAAGAACAAACUGACCUACCUUCCGUACGCCUUGCUUAACCUAAAGAAGCUGGCCUUGUUAGUCGUCAGUGGGGACCAUUUGGUGGAGCUCCCCACGGCCCUGUGUGACUCGUCCACACCUUUAAAAUUUGUAAGCCUUAUGGACAAUCCUAUUGAUAAUACCCAGUGUGAAGACGGUGUGGAAGUGAUGGAAAGUGAACAAGAUCGUCAACACUUUGAUAAAGAAUUUUUGAAAGCCUAUAUUGAAGAUCUUAAAGAAAGAGAAUCUGUUCCCAGCUAUACCACCAAAGUAUCUUUCAGUCUUCAGCUUUAAUAGCAUCCAUCAGAAGACUGCAGAAUCUCCCUGUCCCGUGGAGCCAGCAAUCUUCGUGUUGUGGAAUAACGGUUUGUGCGUAAGGACAAAGUCUAGACACCACGGUCAUAGUUAGGAAAAAUGGUUUUCAAAUUUCACAUUUGUGGAUACUUCUCUCUGGGGGCUGGAGAGUUGAUCAACGGGUUUAUAGAAGUAAUAUGUAAGGGUUCAUUGGCAUAUACUUAUUUCCAAACAAUCCACCUUUAAUAUUUUAGAAAAUGCGUUUGUUUUAAAAAUUAUAACUCAAAGACCAAAUUAGGAAGUUGAUCGCACUGAUUUUAAGAAUCCAGGAAUAAAGAAAGGGGUGGUAAAAAGAACAUUUGUAUUGGGUUAGUCAAAUGAGAUUUUAUUUUAUUUACCUUUAUUUUUUUAUUAAAAUUUUUUUUAAACUUUUUAUUUAUUUUUGAGAGACAGAGAGAGAGAGUGUGCAAA